UUUUCAAUGGCAUUGUGGGAUAUGUUUCUUUGCCACGUUUGGAGUAACUACAUUUUAAUAAAUUUAUGCAGUUUGACAAGUUAGUGCUCUGACGUAGCAUAAUAACAUACGUUACAUAAAUACUUGGCUCAUACAUAAUUGAUUCCAUUAUCUUCCUCACUGGUAAAGGCACACACAACAGUUCACCAUGAAGGUGAAAGAAAUAAAUCGAACCGCUAACAUAGCAUGGUCACCAAAGCAGCAGCAUCCUGUGUACAUGGUGGCUGGAACAGCUGCACAACAGCUUGAUGCAACGUUCAGCACGUCGGCAGCUCUGGAACUAUACAGCCUCAACUUGGGUGAUUCUUCAUUGGACAUGCCACUUGUUGCAACUCUACCAUCAGAGUGCAGAUUCCAUAAAGUAGCUUGGGGUUGCUAUGGUGUGUCCGAUAAUCUACCAAAUGGUGUCAUUGUUGGUGGAGCUGAUGGGGGCAUACUGGCAUACAAUGCUGCCAAUUUCAUUAGUGGCAAACAGGACUGCCUCUUGUUCAAAAAAGACAAACAUACAGGAGCUGUUAAAGCCUUGGAUUUCAAUCCUUUUCAGAAUAAUUUAUUGGUUUCUGGUGGUGCAGAGUCUGAGAUCUUUAUUUGGGACAUGAACAGUCCAGACAAUCCUAUGACACCAGGUGCAAAGUCACAGCCCCCAGAGGAGGUAGCCUGUGUAAGCUGGAACCGGCAGGUGCAGCACAUCCUUGCUUCCACAUAUACCGCUCGCUGUGUGGUCUGGGACCUCCGCAAGAACGAACCCAUCAUUAAAGUCAGCGACAGCAUGUCCAGAAUAAAGAGCAAGCUAGUAUGUUGGAACCCAGAGGUGGCUACUCAGAUGUGUCUGUCGUCCGAAGAUGAUCAUGCCCCAGUUAUACAGCUCUGGGACCUUAGAUAUGCAACAUCACCUGUCAAAGUGCUAGAAAACCAUCAAAGAGGUAUACUGAGCAUGGCGUGGUGUCCCCAGGAUCCAGAUCUGCUGCUCAGUUGCGCAAAGGACAACAGAAUCCUCUGCUGGAACCCCAACAGUUCGGCACCCAAUGGCGAGGUUGUUUAUGAGAUUCCUACCAGUCACCAGUGGAGCUUUGACGUUCAGUGGUGUCCAAGGAAUCCAAAUGUCAUAUCAAGCUCAUCAUUCGACGGAAGUGUGACAUGCUUCUCACUUAUGGGCGGAGGUCAUCCAAUUCAUAAAGUUAGCAAGGUGACAGAUUCUUUCCAGUCUAAUGACCCAUUUGGUCAGGCCAUGCACCUUCAACAACAACAACACAUGGAGCAGAAUGUCAUACCUCUUCAGAAGCCUCCAAAAUGGCUGAAGAAACCUGUCGGUGCUAAUUUUGGGUUUGGAGGCAAGCUGCUGACCUUUGAGAACAUGAAGGCCCAGCCAGGUCAGGGUACAGCCAGUCGCCAGGUGACCGUGAGUCAGGUUGUUACAGAGACAGACCUGGUGACCGGUUCCCUGCAGCUAGAGCAGGCCCUCCACAACGGUCAGCAUGUGGAGUUCUGUGCCAUGAAGGCGGCCAACGCUGGGGACCAGAUGCAGGAGAGCAUCUGGAACUUCCUCACUAUAAACUUUGAGAAAGAGCCCCGGGAACGGUACAUCCAGCUGUUGGGCUUUGACAAGACAGACCUUGCCAAGAAGGUGUCUAUGCACACAAAAUCAGAUGGCCUCAAUGAGUCCAUUGGGCCAGGUGUGAAUGCAGAUGAAUUGGCUGACAAGAUGAACCGCCUUGGAACUGGGGAGGGUGUAUUCAAAGCAGGUUACUCUAGCAGUGGCCAGGCCUCCCCUAGUGUGGGUUCAAAGACGCCGGGUAGUCGAGAUGAGUUGGACAUGUCUGACACUGGCUCAGCAGCCUUCGAUGACAUCGCCAUAUCUCAGUCUCACUCUCACAAUCAGGAAGAACCCCUGAAUCUCUCUGUAGGCGAUGAUGCUGAUGGGUUGCUGUGCCAAGCCUUGCUGACUGGCAACUUUGAGGCUGCAGUGGACAUUUGUCUAAGUGAGAACAAGAUGGCGGAGGCCAUUCUCCUUGCCAUAGCGGGCGGACCUGAACUGCUCAGCAGGACUCAACAGCGAUACUUCCAACGCAAUGGAACCAAUCUGGGCAGGCUGGUAUCAGCCAUUGUGACCCAUGACUGGCGGCACAUUGUGAGCCACUGUGAGCUGGAGAACUGGAAGGAGGCCCUGGCUGUCAUCCUCACAUACUCACCGGCUGACGAGUUCCCUGACCUGUGUGAUAACCUGGCCGCACGCCUGGAGGGAGACUCCAACCUGGCUCCAUAUGCGGGCCUUUGCUACAUUUGCUCAGGGAACGUGGACAAACUUGUUGAGAACUGGUUCUCUAUCACACCCAAUAGUAGCUCCCCACUGGCCCUGCAGGAUCUAGUGGAGAAGGUGAUGUUGCUACGUAAAGCAGUUGAGUGUUCAAGAGGCUAUGCUGCUGAGAUUGGCUCUGGGGCGCUAGCGGACAAACUCAGCAACUAUGCUGGAAUACUGGCUGCCCAGGGUUGCCUGGAUACCGCUCUGCGUUACCUUGGGGACAGUUCAGAGUUUAGGUGGAUAUUUUUGCUACAAAAGAGUCACAACCUGGGGGUACUAAGAGAUCGUCUGUACCAGGCUCUGUCAGUCAUACCAGCUGGGUUGUCUGCCCCACCCUGCCCUUGGCAACCAGUUGUCAUAGCAACACAGAGGCCUGCACAGCAACAGCAGCAACAGACCAGACCUCAGACUUACCAGGGGCAGGCUAAUCAGUCUACUGUCACAAACACUGUUGGUAGUUACUCUGGUGCGCAGAACCAGUAUUCCAACCAGUAUGCAGCCAUGAAUGGCUCGGCAGUGCCCUCCUAUGGCGUCACCAACACCCAGUCUGCCCCUAGGGCCUCAGGCUCUACCUACAGUUCUGGGCAGGCAAUGACUUCUGUUCCCACCUACUCAGCCCCUAAUUCAGCUGCACCAUCGUCCCCAGUGAAUAAGGGUCCCCUUUCACAGAAGUACCCUCAAGUAUCCGGGACUUAUAGUAAUACUUCUACAGGUUACACUGCACCAGCAUCCUUCCAAGAGACAAGUGCCUACAAUCCUGUGGACUACAACCAGACCAAUUACUAUGGUGGUAAUUUUAUGACUCCAGGCAGCCAAAAUGUACCUGGCAAUAUGUACACCAACAAUUCAGGCCCCUACAUGGCCCCUCAGGCCCCAGCACCGGCCCCCAGCAACCAGCCUGCAAUGGCCUCCUUCCAAGACCACAAGCCUGAGCGCGCAUGGAAUGACCCACCCAUGGUCAUCAAGAAGGAGAAACCAAAGACUGAAGCCAUAGCACCCAUUACCAAUCCCAUAUAUGGGUCCCAACCUGAGCCCUUCACUGAUCAAGGGAACAUGCCUCCACAGAUGAACUAUGGAAACUUCUAUAAUCCACAAGAGUAUAAGCACGAACCAAAGCAAGCUCCCAUCAUGGCCACUCAGUCCUUCCCCAGCAGUAAUGACCACAUUAACAAGCCGGUCUCCCCUGAGCCCCUACAUGAAGUGGUGCCUAAGCCUCCAGUUCCGGCGGAACACAAAGUGCUGCAGGAUAUCUUUGACAGUCUUGUGCAUAACUGUCAGGCCAGAGCAAAUAACGCUCAAAUGAAAAAGAAACUUGAAGAUGUCACCAAAAAGCUAGAAAUACUGUAUGACAGAGUGAGAGAAUGUUCUCUGUCGCCAGCGGUACUCCAGGGUCUCCACCAGAUCGUCCAGUACCUGCAACAGAACGACUACAACACCAGCCUGGGUAUCUACACUCAGAUGGUCAGUCAGGGGAACUUCUCUGAGAUCAGCACAUUCAUGCCUGCUAAAAUGCUUAUCCAGUCAGCGGCGCAUCUACAAGUCUAUGUACAGUGAUCAUUGCAGGGGGCUAGAUAUAUAUAUAUACAAUUAUUAAUUAUUGACAUAUAGGGUCUUUGAAUGAAGUUAUGUUUCACCUUGGAAUGAAUUCUAUGUAAAUGAUUGUGUGCUUUUUAAAGAUUUGUAAUUGAACAUGGCAUUCACAGAUAAUUGACAUUCUGGAUGUAUAUGCAUUUAUAUAUUGAAUAAUUGCGUUUGGUUUUUUGCUUUAAGUGGCCAAUGAUUGUACCAAACAUGAAUUAGUUAGCCAGAACAAGAGCUGCAUGUUACAUUUCAUGUUUGAUUUUCCAAUAAUAGCUAUCUGAAUUGUUAAAUUUGGACUCUGUUCUUUAUAUCAGAUAAAUUGAUGUGAAUUACACAUAACUUGUGAGACACUUAUAUUCAUUGCUCUUCUCAUCCAUGAAAUGCAUCUUCAUUGAACGUUUACUGCCUUUCCUGGGGCAUCAAAAAAAAUCCACGAUUUUAAGGUAGUAUAUCCAUAAAAACCUAUAAUUUCAAACCAUCGUCUGCAUGAUUUUAGGGAUUGACAUACAAAACAAUAUGAACUUUUACUAUUAAAUGAAAACAGUUUUGUAAAUACCUAUUUGCUACAAAUUAUUUGAGCACUGGCUUGUUAAAAGGAAGCAACUGAUAUUAUUCAUACUUUUCUGAUGUUUCAUCUUUUAAUAAGGUUCACAUUGGUGGUUGUUCAACAUUUCUUAUUUUCUCUUCCUGCUUUUGUGUAUAUGUAUAUAUGUUGUUGAGUAGUUUAUACUUAUGAAAUACAUUUUAAAAGUCUAUUAAACAUAAAAGGUCUGACAAAAGUGUGUAUCUUUUAAGCAAAUUUUCAAAGUAUUUGCGUUUCAAUUUUGCUUUUCUGAAACCAUUUGAGCUGAGUUUUUAUAUUGAGAAUAAUUGAAGAUGAUACCUAAUAGUUUUUGUUCUGUUGUCUGAAGUUUAUAUAAUAUUGUAUUGUCUUUGGAGGUUAUAGGAAGUUAUUGUUCUAUUUUUAUUGUAGUAUUAAUGAAAGUAAAUACAAUUGGACACGUGGAAAUGGAUUUAAACUUAUUUAUGAUCCGUGCUCUGCGAAAACUGGGCUUAUUGAAUGUGCGUUACAUGUUGUGGAAGAUAAGCUUGGGCAGUCUGCACAGGCUUAUAAGGGAUUACACCUUCUGCCUAGACUGGAUUUUCGUUUAUAAAAGACUUCUUUUAACAGAAAUAUUUCAUAAAUUCAGAGUGUCAUCUCUGAUAAGCCUACACUGGAAGGACUCUUUAUGGACAUGAAUUAAGCCCAGGUUAUCCAGUGCGAGGGUACGUGUGUUACUGUUCAUGUUCUAUACCUACUCAGUUGCUGAUGUGUUUGUUGCUUGUAUUGUGAUGUUUUAUUUAUUUGUUAAUUGAUCCUUUUCGAAAUUUCACUUACUACAUUUCUGAUUUACUUGAGAUUCUUUUUCAUAGGUUAGUUUUCUUUUUUGCUCAAGUAUAUGGAAGAAAGUGAAUACAACCAAAUGUUAGGUUGGAUUUUGAGAUGCUCUUCUUUUAACCAGUUGUUUUUAUGCCCUCAGUAGGGUGGCAUAUAGCAUUUGAACUUUCUGUCCUUCCGUCCGUUCAAAAACUUUAACAUUGGCCAUAACUGUUGCAAUAUUGAAGAUAGCAACUUGAUAUUUGGCAUGCAUGUGUAUCUCAUGGAGCUGCACAUUUUGAGUGGUGAAAGGUCAAGGUCAUCCUUCAAGGUCAAAGGUCAAACAAACAAAUCCAAAGGAAGUAACAAGCUUUAAAGGGAGACAAUUUCUAUUUAUCAUUGGCAGGUAAAGAUCAUUUUUACAAGGGAAGUAAUAUUUUUUACAGGGAUAUACAUUUUAAUAAAAAACAAAAACAAAUCAAAGUGGGGCAGUAGGGGGCAUUGUGUUUCUGACAAACACAUCUCUUGUGUCACUAGUUUCAGUAGUUAACAUAUCAAAUAUUUAUUUAUAUUUUGUCACACUAAAAACUUAUUCAACAUCUGGAAAGAUUAUAAGCACUCCCAAGGCUAAAUUUGAUCGAAUAACACAAAAAAUACCAUAUUUAGAAAUUACCGGUAUAUUUGUAUGUCGUAGUUUGUUGUAAGUGACCCAUGGUCAGAAGAUUGGAUGCAUAGUGGUUAAAUCAUGCAUGUGAACAUCUCCUGAAUAGACUAUUUUUCUAUGAGUAUUUGUUUUCAAAGCUUGCUGUCAAUUCUCUCAAAACAAUUAUGAAUGCAUUUCUGGAAGUAAACGACUUUGUAAUUACUUUUUUCUUUGGCUAAUUUUCCCUAAAUACUUAAAUUAUAUGGUUCAAUAUUAAUCAUGAUAUAAAAUAUUUUGUAAUCUAAAAUAUAUUUACUUAUGUGCAUAAUUUGUGUGUGUCAAGCUGUUGAACUUUAAAAAAUGCUUUAUUAUUUUUACUUUAGCUUUAGUGUGUAAAGACUUAUGUUUCAACAUGAAAAUCAGAGAUGCUUAAUGAAAUUCAGUUAUGUUUAGACCUAUACUUGUAAAGUUGAGCUAGUCAAUGUAUUUAACAGUUAAAAGAAUAUGUGUUUUUUGUACAUUAUGUAUGCCUGUAACUUGAAAAGAAAUGGAAGUCAGGGGCUAUUCCUCACUACUGUGACAAACUCUAUUUUGCUAAUGAAACUUAUUGAAUUAAUUGCAUGUAGACAUAACAGUUACAUUACUAAUUAAAUGCCAUAAUUUCAUUGUAGUUAUGUGAAUCAUAAAUGUUCUUUCUUACAGCCUGCUUGUUUGUUUAUGACUUUGAAAAAUGUUCGUCUAAUGUCUAUAUUAUGAACUAUUAAGUAUGAGAUAAUAAAAUAAAUGGAAA
Messenger RNA from Dreissena polymorpha, 6709 nucleotides. RefSeq names its product protein transport protein Sec31A-like. Gene Ontology annotation, biological process: endoplasmic reticulum to Golgi vesicle-mediated transport; intracellular protein transport; endoplasmic reticulum organization. Lineage: Eukaryota; Metazoa; Mollusca; Bivalvia; Myida; Dreissenidae. Gene Ontology annotation, molecular function: structural molecule activity; protein binding. The record is from RefSeq and is a predicted model, not a curated record. Gene Ontology annotation, cellular component: endoplasmic reticulum exit site; COPII vesicle coat.